Rotaria sordida is the source of this 310-nucleotide messenger RNA. The record is from the annotation of a GenBank genome assembly. Lineage: Eukaryota; Metazoa; Rotifera; Eurotatoria; Philodinida; Philodinidae.
AUGCAACCAGUUUUUAUUUUAUUAUUAACAAGACUAAAUCAACAUUUAUAUUUUUUUAAGGGAAAACAUGAAGAAUUUAGUCUUGCAUUUGCUGGUACAACUGUUCAUGAUAUGUUCAAUUGGUUAAAAGUACUUAUUUCAAUAGCUAACAUUCGAUUUUCUUUGAAACGGUUCGUGAAAUUAUUAGAGAUCAUCAUUGUCAUAAUCUAGAAGAAAAAUAUAUCCAUAAUGAACAGAUCACCACAAAACUCAGACACAAUAUGACUUGAAAAAAUAUUAACUCUUAUGCGAUGAUAAAAUCCUAUCCUUU